UAAAAUUCGUAAUAUCAUAAAGUUUUAGGGUGAAUUUUGUGAAACUGAAAUGUCUAUAUAAUGUUCAGCCCUAAACCCAAAAUCUUACAUAAAUCCAACAAGCCUCAGCAGUCAGCGCCGGCGACGUUCGGAGGCGCCGGCGACGAUAAGAACAAAACCACUUCUGGAAGUCAUGGAUAGGGCUCUCGCACAGUUGACAUAUUUACCUUUGUUAAAUCCUAUUUUGAAGCAUGGCCAGAUCAAGGGCUAUGGGAAAACGACUAGGACAGCAAGAAUGGUAUGUAAUGUACAAUUCUCUCCCCUUAGGAUGGCAAGGUUUUCAGGGUUGCGAGGUUCUAAUGCUUUUGGUACAAUGGUUAGACCUGGCCUUGAUUUCCACUCUACGCUGGCACCCGCUAUCUCCAAUCGCCAAAGAAAGUCUAGGAGAUUUGUUCCUAAUGCCAUGUUUGAGCGUUUCACAGAAAAAGCAAUAAAGGUCAUUAUGCUUGCACAAGAGGAAACAAAACGUCUAGGUCACAAUAAUGUUGGGACAGAGCAGCUUUUGUUAGGUCUUAUUGGAGAGGGAACUGGGAUUGCUGCUAAGGUUCUCAAAUCGAUGGGAAUCAAUUUGAAAGAUGCCCGUAUUGAAUCGGAGAAGAUCAUUGGGCGUGGUAGUGGAAUUGUUUCUGGGGAGAUUCCAUUUACUCCUCUUGCAAAGCGUGUUUUGGAACUCUCUCUAGAGGAAGCCAGCAAGCUUGGUCAUAGUUAUAUAGGGACGGAGCAUUUGCUGUUGGGAUUGCUUAGUGAGGGUGAAGGCGUGGCAGCAACGAUUCUUGAAAGUUUAGGUGCUGAUCCAAAUAACAUCCGCACACAGGUCAUUCGAAUGGUCGGAGAAAGUUCAGAAUCUGUCAGUGCAGGUUUUGGAGGGGGAUCUACUGGCAGUAAGAUGCCGACAUUGGAGGAGUAUGGCACUAACUUGACAAAGUUGGCAGAGGAGGGCAAACUGGAUCCAGUUGUUGGCAGGCAGGUGCAAAUAGAACGUGUGACCCAAAUUUUAGGUCGCCGGACAAAAAAUAACCCAUGCCUUAUUGGAGAACCUGGUGUUGGAAAAACAGCUAUUGCAGAAGGCCUUGCUCUACGAAUUGCAAAGGGUGAUGUUCCAGAAACCAUAGAAGGAAAGAUGGUUAUUACACUAGAUAUGGGUCUUCUUGUUGCUGGCACGAAAUAUCGGGGAGAGUUUGAGGAAAGACUGAAGAAGUUGAUGGAGGAAAUUAAACAAAGCGAUGAUAUAAUUCUAUUUAUUGACGAGGUGCACACAUUAAUUGGAGCUGGAGCAGCAGAGGGGGCAAUUGAUGCUGCAAACAUCCUCAAACCAGCUCUUGCUAGAGGUGAAUUGCAGUGUAUUGGGGCCACAACACUAGAUGAAUACAGGAAGCACAUUGAGAAAGACCCAGCCUUGGAGAGACGUUUCCAGCCAGUGAAGGUGCCUGAACCAACUGUUGAUGAAACUAUAGAGAUUUUGAAAGGGCUCCGAGAACGAUAUGAGAUGCACCACAAGCUUCGUUACACAGACGAGGCAUUAGUUUCUGCAGCGAAAUUGUCAUACCAGUAUAUUAGUGAUCGUUUCCUACCUGAUAAAGCAAUUGACUUGCUUGAUGAAGCUGGUUCUUGUGUUCGGCUUCGUCAUGCUCAGCUCCCAGAGGCAGCUAAAGAGCUUGAUAAAGAGCUGAGGCAGAUUACGAAAGAGAAGAAUGAAGCUGUUCGCAGCCAGGACUACGAAAAGGCUGGGACCUUGCAUGAUAGAGAAAUGGACCUUAGGGCUCAGAUUACAGCUCUUGUAGACAAAGGCAAAGAGAUGACUGAAGCAGAGACUGAAGCAGCAGGGGACAGUGGUCCCAUGGUGACAGAAGUGGACAUUCAGCACAUUGUGUCCACGUGGACCGGUAUCCCGGUUAAUAAAGUAUCGACUGAUGAAUCUGAACGUCUCCUCAAGAUGGAAGAGACUCUCCAUGAGCGAAUCAUCGGCCAGGAAGAAGCCGUAGAGGCCAUCAGCCGCGCGAUUCGCCGUGCCCGUGUCGGACUUAAAAACCCUAAUCGGCCAAUUGCUAGUUUCAUCUUCUCUGGUCCCACCGGCGUCGGGAAGUCGGAACUGGCAAAAGCACUAGCCGCCUACUACUUUGGCUCCGAAGAUGCCAUGAUCCGACUUGACAUGAGUGAGUUCAUGGAGAGACACACCGUCUCCAAGCUCAUUGGCUCGCCGCCCGGAUACAUUGGGUACGCCGAAGGAGGCCAGCUAACGGAGGCCGUCAGGCGGCGUCCCUAUACCGUCGUGCUCUUUGAUGAGAUCGAGAAGGCGCACCCAGAUGUUUUCAACAUGAUGCUUCAAAUUCUUGAGGACGGAAGGUUGACUGAUAGCAAAGGGCGGACCGUGGAUUUCAAGAACACCCUGUUGAUUAUGACGUCGAAUGUGGGAAGUAGCGUGAUCGUGAAGGGAGGCCGCCGUCGCAAACAAUUAGGCUUUGACUUCGAUUUGGAGGAGAACGUCAAGAAGGAUACGAGUUACAACCAAAUCAAGAGCCUCGUGCAGGAGGAACUCAAGCAGUAUUUCCGCCCGGAGUUCUUGAAUAGGUUGGAUGAGAUGAUUGUCUUCCGGCAACUCACAAAGAUUGAGGUUAAGGAGAUUGCUGAUAUUAUGCUGAAGGAAGUGUUUGAGAGGCUGAAGGUGAAGGGGAUAGAGCUUCAGGUGACGGAGCGGUUUAAAGAUAGAGUGGUGGAUGAAGGGUACCAACCGAGCUAUGGAGCGAGGCCCCUUAGAAGAGCCAUAAUGAGACUCUUGGAGGAUUGCAUGGCUGAGAAGAUGUUGGCUGGAGAUAUCAAAGAAGGCGACUCGGUAAUUGUAGAUGUCGAUUCGGAUGGUAAAGUGAGGGUUCUAAACGGAUACACUGGUGUAACUCCUGAGCGGUUACCCGAACCUCUUGCAACAUAGAUCAGGUGUUCUACUUUUUGAGCUUAUUUGUACAAUUUUGUAUUACUACUCUUCUUUCGAGUUGGGUAUUAUUGUUGCAAGUCUGAUACAAAUUGGUCUGCAGGGUAGAAUCAGAUGCCGAUUUAGUGGCUAGGUUUCCGAAAGUGUUGUUUCUAUACAUUAGGAAUUGCUCGCAUUUUUCGGGUCAACAGAGGGGAUGAUGUUACUGUUGGAUUUGUGUUCCCAUGAAAUAAAGGACGUUUUCUUGAA
Messenger RNA from Rhododendron vialii, 3214 nucleotides. Its product is annotated as ATP-dependent Clp protease ATP-binding subunit ClpA homolog CD4B, chloroplastic-like. The record is from RefSeq and is a predicted model, not a curated record. Gene Ontology annotation, biological process: cellular response to heat. Gene Ontology annotation, cellular component: cytoplasm. Gene Ontology annotation, molecular function: ATP hydrolysis activity; ATP binding; protein binding. The transcript has 10 exons. Bases 173 to 2965 code for a protein of 930 amino acids. Lineage: Eukaryota; Viridiplantae; Streptophyta; Magnoliopsida; Ericales; Ericaceae.